AUGAUGGACUUGCAGUCUAAUGAUGUUGAUUUGGAGGAUGGAGAACUGUCAGAAAGUGCCGAUGACGAAAUCUAUAAACCGCUGCAGCGGCCUACUCCUAUAUCAGCCCCAACUACGGGCAUUGAGAAAGUUGCGAGCCCGCUUGCCACCUGCCACCAGAUACAAUGCGCCUUAGAUGAUGACUCACAGACCAACAGCGAGUCCUCGUCGGGUGAAUCUUCAGAGGGAUGCAUAAAAAAAUUGCGCACAGAUGCCGCCGCAAUUGAUGGUCAAAGGAAGCGAAAACAUCGCACUAGGCGCACUGUCAUGGUGCGAGUACCGCCCACAGACGCAGACAUGCAGCCGAAUCGCGCGCGCUUCAAAAAGUACAACGUGUGGACGGCGGCUUUACAGGAAGAAACUCUUAGUGAAAAUAUGAGGGGUUGUGACGUGACCCGUGGAACCAGUGACCGCAACGUUGAGAACUAUGAUUUUUCGUUAAAGUAUCGCCUCAACGGGGAGAACGUGUUAAAGCGCCGGUUAUCCAAUUCUUCAGAAGAAGAGGAAUCGCACUCAGUCCAUAAAAGGGGGCGUCCAUCAGGUCGUGCAGCCGUUGACUACCUCCAGCAGCGGGGUACGGUUAAAAGUCGAAUUGUACAUCGUUCUCGCCGUCACACUUCCUCUGCUAGUGCGUCCUCGGACAACACAUGUGAGCCUAGGCAAAUUCUCGAUUUAAAUGAAACGAGGGGACGCGAACCUUCUGAUGUGGCCCGUGAAAUGGCCAACAAAUUACACGAGAAAAAAGACGAGCUUUUGGUGAGAGCUAUAGAAAUACUCGGCAUAGAAUUGCUGCAAGAAAUAUACAAGGAAACACAGCGCAUCGAAGCUGAUGGCGGCAUGAUGAUCAAGACUGGCCAACGAAGGCGUACACCAGGAGGAGUAUUUUUUUUCCUCUUGAAACACAACGAUAGUAUCACGCCAGAGCAACAAAAGUCAAUUUUCGCUGAAGAUCGCCAAAGUGUAAAUAAGUCUCGCAAACAAAUUGAAACAUUAAUGCGAGAUCGUAAGGUAGAGGAGCUAAAGAAAUGUCUAAGUAAACAAAGUACCGAAAUGCCUUCGUUGAAUUCACGCAAGGAACUGUAUAUGCAAGGAGCUGAAUCCAGCGCUGAGAGUCAACCAGGAAAUUUGUCUAAUCCGCCACCUUCCCCUGUAGGUCAGGGGCAGUGUAGUCCCGAAUAUAAGACGCACGAAAUAACCAUAAAUCAUGUAGACAAUUCGGAUAUACCAUCCACAUCAAAAGCUGCUUCGACAGCCGGCCUUAAGGAUUUAGUAAGCUAUGACGAUGAUUUUUUGGACGUGAAUUGCGGUGAAAUGGAUUUCUUUUAAACGUGCACAAAGCGUUUUAAUAUAAAUGGUCUAUAUUGAAAACAA
This is a messenger RNA of Scaptodrosophila lebanonensis, 1410 nucleotides long. RefSeq names its product phosphorylated adapter RNA export protein (gene Phax). Gene Ontology annotation, cellular component: nucleus. Lineage: Eukaryota; Metazoa; Arthropoda; Insecta; Diptera; Drosophilidae. Gene Ontology annotation, biological process: snRNA export from nucleus. The transcript is spliced from 5 exons. The record is from RefSeq and is a predicted model, not a curated record. The coding region runs from base 1 to 1365 and encodes 454 amino acids.